Molecule: messenger RNA, 1599 nt
Organism: Oikopleura dioica
Lineage: Eukaryota; Metazoa; Chordata; Appendicularia; Copelata; Oikopleuridae
Source: the annotation of a GenBank genome assembly
AUGAAGCUCUCAAUUUUUCUCGUUGCUUACCAAUCCGGCGAAGCGAUCUCUUGUGGGGAUCUAUAUGAUGGCACUGAAACGGUUGAAAUAACUUCCCCAGGCUUUCCUGGUCCCUAUCCGAGAAGUGAUGGUUGGGAGGAUAUAACCUGUAUCUGGGCGAUCGAAAAUAAGUGCAAUCUCGGAUAUGAAAUUAUCCCCCAUCAUUUCGAUGUGGCAUAUCAUUGGGGCUGCAGAAGAGACAAGUUAGAUAUCUGGACAUACGAUUCGACCGGCGAAAAUGAGACGAGUACAUUCUGUAAUAGGGACCAAAAUGGUAACAUAGCAAAGAAUGGCCCUUUGGACUACACCUACAUCGUCGAGUCAGGCGAUGUAUAUUUGAGACUCACUAGCGACUGGCGCAAUAAAGGAUUAACAAACACUGGUUUUCGUCUAGAAGUUCGGCCUAUUCGUGAUCCUUUCUGUAAUCCCUUCGUAACGGCACAACCGGGAUCUUGCUUAGCCUCGGAGAAACACCCUCGAAUUGCUUAUUGGGAAACAUCAGAUAUUUUUGAGAAAGCAGUGCCUUAUUCUGAGUACGAUAUACUGACAUACGAGUUUUUUCCCGCGGACAUCAUUUCAACUGGCGAUGAUCUUAGAAAAGAAUGUCUCGAUCGUUGCGUCGAUUCUGCUGGGUGUUUCAAAGUCAAGCUGAAUCCAGAAUCCGAAGAGAGCAAAUGCGAACUUCGUGGACAUAAUCUCACGCCGGAAGAGGGUUUAACUUUUGCAAUCAAUGGCAAAACCUGCGAUACUUUGCCUCAACAGGCAUGGGAAGAUAGAGCAGGUGUUUUCACUUUCUCUUGCCUCUUUUCAAAUAUUGAAAACGUUGAGCAGUGGUUAGAAUAUCUCAUCAGUCAAAAUGGAGCAUAUACUAGCUGGAAUACGUUUUUGACAGAGGAAGGGGUUGUCAAAUCGUCAAAAUGGACGUUUGGCAUCAACAAGGAUAAAACCAGCCCUGAUGGAACUUGGUACGCUUUCAGAGCGAAUGUUUACUUCAGAACAUUCGUGACAGGUUUCAAAAGCGCCUUGGAAAAAGAUCUCUACAUUUCACUCGCCGAAGCCGCCACUGAAGAAUUCAUCGAAAAUCUGCAAAUCGGAGAUGCGGAAGUUCUCGAAACAACCGAUCCAAUCAUCGAAGUGGAGCUUCUCAAGGAAGGUAUCGAUCCGCCAAAGAACGCGUUUGGCUUUGUCUUCAAUCGAAUGGAAGAAUUCAUGGCGAGCGCCGUCGAAAACACAAAGAAAAAUGCGAACAAGAAAAUGAAAAUGAUCAAGAACCGGUUCAGUUGGUUCACUGACUACUCAGACUCUCCCUGCCAACAAUACGCCGGCGAUGAGCCUGAUGCAGGUAUCGAUUAUGUCCCUGCAACUCUGGAUGUCAACGAUCAAUGCGCUAGCGUCGCUUCUUUUCAUCCAGCUCUAGUCGGAUACUUUGAAAAUUUUGUCUGCCUUGAUCGAGUGGACCCGAAAGCGCGAAACAUGCGAAGAACUGCUGUCAAACUCGGCCUUGCGAAGAAGUUCUUCAACAGAGUUUUGAAGAAGAUGUCUUGCCCUCAAUCAGUCUGA